Tachysurus fulvidraco (yellow catfish) is the source of this 4216-nucleotide messenger RNA. RefSeq names its product transcription factor 3a (gene tcf3a). The transcript is spliced from 19 exons. The record is from RefSeq and is a predicted model, not a curated record. Gene Ontology annotation, biological process: regulation of transcription by RNA polymerase II. NCBI's taxonomy places the organism in Eukaryota, Metazoa, Chordata, Actinopteri, Siluriformes, Bagridae. Gene Ontology annotation, molecular function: RNA polymerase II cis-regulatory region sequence-specific DNA binding; DNA-binding transcription factor activity, RNA polymerase II-specific; protein dimerization activity. Gene Ontology annotation, cellular component: transcription regulator complex. The coding region runs from base 565 to 2394 and encodes 609 amino acids.
GUCGUGUCACUCCGCGCGUCGGUAUAGUUCCCGAGUACCACAGAAUCUUGCUAAUCGCCACCAAAGUUCUAAGAUACGUGAUUAGUUUUUAUCGUUAUACCUCGAUAAUUAGUGUCGUUGCGAGUUAUUUCGAACUGAUCUGUACUGGUGCUCGUUUUUGGGCGUUUGAAAUCGGACACCGCUUUAACGUCCUCGUUUUUCGCGGAGGGAUACAGUGUUGGAUGACAAUGUGGAGGAGGCUAAAAUGUCUACUAGGAAGAUGAGACGGUUAGCACUGCAGCGACCAUAAGAAACCCGUAAUCUACAAUUUAGAGAGUCGGUGCUUGAGUAGGUCAAACGUUUUAACUCCGAGUAGCUCGGAUUCAACACCUGGGAGGGUAAAAUUCAGUUAUUUUGGCGAUUUGCGGCGCCUGAAACACGGGAAGGGGGAUUUUGUCCCCCCAACUUUGUUUUCUCUCGCUCUCUCUCUCUCUCUCUCUCUCUCUCUCUCUCUCCCGAAAGCACUCCGUUUGGAUGCCGAACACUUGAGACGACAAAAGGCCUGUGUGUGUGUACUGAAAAAGAAUGAGUGAUACUGGAAUCAGAAUGAGUACUGCAGGAACUGACAAGGAGCUCAGUGACCUUCUGGAUUUUAGCGCUAUGUUUCCUCUUCCGGGGAUGAACGGGAAAAACAGACCCAACGCUCAAACAGGCAGUCAGUUUUCAGGUCCAGGUAUGGAAGAUCGGAGCGGAUCAGGCUCCUGGGGCUCAGCAGAGCAGAACAGUCCAUCCUUCAGUUCACGGGCAUUUGACAAUGUGAGCCACUACAAUGAGCAUGAAAGUAUGUCCCCUUCAUCGAUGUACAGCUCAGGAAUUGGAGGCAAAUCAGACAGAGCACCUUAUUCCUUUGGCGCACAGUUCCUGCAAGGAGAGAUGUCCAUGUCCAGUCCCGAUGGCUUAUCCCCCUCUGGCGUAAAAGCCACAUCGCCAUUCUAUGGAUCUUACCCAGCCAAUCGUAGGAGGCCUAUGGAUGGAGUGCUCGGUGAGAUGGCUAAUACCCCACCGAAGAAGAUCAGGAAAGUACCAGCUGGUCUCCCAACUUCGGUUUAUCCAACAGCUCCCAGUGAUGAUUUCAACCAGGAAAACGCAGGUUUCCCAGCUUCAAAGACCGGCAGCGUUUACCCUGGCACCUACUACAUGGAAGACGGUCUGCAGGUCCCCUGGACUCAGUCGGGUUUUUCCUCCAUACCCCACCUUUCCCAGUCGGCUCCGUUUGCCGCCAUCAACCCUCAGGAUCGCCUGAAGAGGCAGCCUUUGCCCCUGUCCCCUCCAUCUUAUCCUCACCAUGGCAGCGAAGUGAACAGUGGCUUCCAGUCUGCAUACACCCCUCCUAUCAAUGGAACAGACGGGAUCAUGGGCAAUAGUGCACCAGGAAGCUCAGGGGAUGAAAUUGGAAAAGCCCUUGCUUCAAUUUACCCUUCGGACAACAAUGGGAGCAACUUCUCCUCCACUCCACCUACCCCAGUGGGGUCUCCUCCAAACAUGGCAGUCUCUGCUUCUCAGUGGCCCAGAGGAUCAACUCAGUCUGCACAGUCACCCAGUUUUGAGGGAGGACUGCAAGCACUGCAGAACAAGACUGAGGACUGCCUGGGUGAAGCCCUGCGUGUGUUACGGAACCAUGCAGUAGGUUCCGGACUGGGUGCAGAAAUGCACACCCUGCUGAGCGUCGCUGGAGGAGCUGCCGGUCUGAGUUCCCUCGCUCAGAGCUUUUCCGUGCACAGCAGAGUGCCCGGCCUGGUGCCCAGCCACCACGAGGAAUCGUCUGGUCUGACGUCCACCGGUUCACUAAUACAUGGGCAGUCGACAGCCACGCAAGCCCCUGCCAACUCGCAGCCAGAGGGCUUCUCAAGUUUGUCUGGAAGUCUGAGUCGCGUCUCCAGCACGGAUAUAAAGAGGGAGGAUAAGGAGGAUGACGAAAACUGCUCUAUCGCAGAUAAGUCCGAGGACGAGAAGAAAGACGGCAAGAUGAACAGCACACGAACAAGUCUUGACGAUGAGGACGACGAGGACUUGCCAGCGGAGAUAAAGGCGGAGCGGGAGAAAGAACGGCGCGUGGCCAAUAAUGCGCGAGAGCGUUUACGUGUACGUGACAUCAACGAAGCCUUCAAGGAGCUUGGACGCAUGUGCCAGCUCCACCUGAACAAUGAGAAACCGCAGACCAAACUGCUGAUCCUGCACCAGGCCGUUAAUGUUAUUCUCAGCCUGGAGCAGCAAGUACGAGAGCGGAACCUCAACCCAAAGGCGGCAUGUCUGAAAAGGAGAGAGGAGGAAAAGGUGACCGGCAUUGGGGGAGAUCCUCAGAUGCUGGGAGGAGGCCACCCUGGUCUAGGCAGUGAUGGGCACACUCAUAUGUAAUAUUUAUAUUCUAUUCUAAAGAGUACUUUCAGAUGUGGCCUUAUUCUCCUAUCUACCGUCUGUGUGUGAAUAUGCUCACCAUGACUGCAUCAGAAUCUUUUAAUCUUACGGACACGUAACUGUGCAAACACAUACACACACUUGCAUAAAUGUACACACAGAUGUUAUGGACCACUGGAGCAUCUUAAAGAACACUGCUGAGAGAUGGUGAAACUCUGAGCACAACGAACAAGAAUUUCUGCGCUCCUAUUUUUAAAUGUUUUUUUUUCUUUUAAUUACGGGAGCAAGGAGAUUAUGGAGGUGGGUUUCGCCAGGAUUUGAUUUCUUAUUGAAAUAUAGACAACCAUUCCCGAGACUUCAAAAUAAGGUCUUAUCUGUGUAGAUAAGAACUCCAACAAAAUACUAUCUGCUACAUCGUUAGAUGUCUGAUAAUUUGAUGAUCGGAUAUUGUGCUAGUACAUAGCACAUGUGCACACAAACACUUCGUGGGGAUUCAGGGGCUCAAAUUAGGGAACAGAAAUUUUACCCUUUGGACUUUCAUUUGUAACAACACACAUGACUGAAAGCAGACGUGAAAACGAAGAACAGCCACAGUGACAAACACCUCGGCGCUCAAGUGUUUAUUUUUUUAUUUUAUUUUUUUUGCAUUAAGGUUGAGCGUCUGAACUCAUGUACCUGUCUAACUGGAGCCUGUUCACCUCUACAGCAGUCACCACAGCCAUGGACUCAACACUUCAUUCUUGCCUACUGGACUAGCAGUUUGCAUUAAUUUUGAAAUCAGUUUUUUUUUAAAAGAGGAACGUCACAUCCUCUUGACAGUUUUUCAGUCUCCUCGUUUUUAGCAUUUCAGUACUGUGCCGUCAUGUCACGUCUUUAAUCCUGGAUCCUCCUUUCUGCUUUUUUUUUUUUUUUUUUUUUUAAAGAAGAAAAAGUAUAAGAAAACUUUGGACAUGGACACCAUGUGCGAUUACCAAUUGUCCUGAUUUGAUCUAAAGGGUAGAUGUAGUUUGUUCUUAAAAGUACAGUAAAAUCACAUUGAGGAUUUGUGAAAUCUCGUUUUUUUGGCCAGUGAUUCAGUGCUAAAAUUGUCAGGGGUAUUUGUGUAUUUUGCUGACUGAUUAGUGUCAACUGCAUCUGCUGCCAAUCCUGGGUAUCUUUUCUUGAAAAUGGAAGAAAAUGGAAAAUUUCACCAAUUACUUGAUCAUGUUGGCGCUUUUUUUUUUUUUUUUUAAUAAUUCUUUUUAAUGAAUAAAUAUGCGAAAGAACGUUGGAACGCCAGGAACAAAUGUAAUCGUUACGUAUUUCUUUUGCUUUUUUGUAUUUUAAUGUAGGGUGGAAUCUUUUUAUUAUUAUUAGUUAUAUAUAUAAUGUAUUCCCUGUCCUCAUUGCUCCAGUUGUUUCAUUGAUUUCAAUCACUGCAAUAUUGCUUCAUUUCCCCUCUCAGUGAACAUAGUAUUGUGGUUGAACCACCUUUUAUAACAUGUUUUCAUAAACGCUGACACCAAGGGUCAUUUCAGCAGCUGAAUUUAUCAGUGUUCUCCUUCAGUACAAAAUCAUCUUUGAAACCCAGAAAACAAAACUUUGUUGGUUUCUGCCUGUUGUGAUGCCCUGAGGUUUUGACAGGGGAAACGUGUAAGAGCGAUCAGGGUGGCCGCCUUCAUUCUCUGCGCUGACCAGCAGGUGGCGUCCCGGGGGACUGAUACCGUACCAGUGCCUGCACACUGCUUCAGUUCAAUUCUGAAAUCAGCUUUUAAUUGCAAUGUCAAUGUUUUGCUGGUUCUAAUGGAAUAUAUAUAUAUAUAUAUAUAUAUAUAUAUAUAUA